Messenger RNA from Arabidopsis lyrata subsp. lyrata, 1260 nucleotides. RefSeq names its product acyl-acyl carrier protein thioesterase ATL3, chloroplastic. The transcript is spliced from 5 exons. Gene Ontology annotation, molecular function: fatty acyl-[ACP] hydrolase activity. Gene Ontology annotation, cellular component: chloroplast. The record is from RefSeq and is a predicted model, not a curated record. NCBI's taxonomy places the organism in Eukaryota, Viridiplantae, Streptophyta, Magnoliopsida, Brassicales, Brassicaceae. Bases 508 to 1080 code for a protein of 190 amino acids.
UUUGUUGUUUACUAGUGAGUAGUGAAAGAGUUCUUUAUCUACAAGCAUCCCUUCCACUUCAAUUUUGGUUGCUCAUUUAACCACUUGGUGUCUCACUUGAUGAAUUCAAGAAUCGUGCCACACAGACUUGGUGUCUCUCUUGAUGGAUUCAAGAAUCGUGCCACAUGCAUUGUAUCAUCACGGAAACCGGAAAACAAUGUGAUGUGAUAGUCAACAGCGUAAUUCUAAACAAGGGGAUUUGGUUUCCUCAAGCUACCCUCAGGCCCAAGUACUCGUUCAUUGUGUGGCUUGCAACACAUAAUCGGUUAAUUAGAGGAGACAUAAUGAGAUCAUGGAAUGUGGGAGUGAACUCUAAAUGUGUUUUCUGUCGAGAACCAAUCGAGUCAAGGGACCAUUUAUUCUUCACAUGUAGCUACUUUUCUCAGGUUUGGGAAUCGCCUACUCGGGGCAUAUAUAUAUAUAUAUAUUCACGACCGCGCUUUAAUAAAAUAAAAAAAAACAACCGGAAUGUUUCAAAUUACGGGCACCGGAACGGCGGCUCCGGCAAUGUCUAUGGUGUUUCCGAAUUCAUCAAGACGACCGGUUAUGCUUCCUCUCCGGAGCGCAAAGACCUUCAAGCCUCUCGCAUUUCUCGAUCUUAAAGGAGGCAAAGGGAUGAGUGAGUUCCAUGAGGUUGAGCUCAAAGUUCGUGAUUAUGAAUUGGAUCAAUUUGGUGUUGUGAAUAAUGCUGUUUACGCAAACUACUGUCAACACGGUCGACAUGAGUUUCUAGAGAGUAUCGGUAUCAACUGUGACGAAGUAGCACGUUCUGGGGAAGCCUUAGCUAUUUCAGAGUUGACAAUGAAGUUCCUUGCACCUUUACGUAGCGGAGACAAAUUUGUGGUGAAAGCAAGGAUAUCGGGAACAUCUGCUGCGCGUAUGUACUUUGAUCAUUUCAUCUUUAAACUUCCUAAUCAAGAGCCUAUAUUGGUGGCGAAAGGAAUAGCUGUGUGGCUUGACAACAAGUACCGUCCUGUUCGUAUCCCAUCUUCGAUACGCUCUAAAUUUGUUCACUUCCUACGCCAAGACGACGCCGUUUGAUUCACUCAUCAGACCAAUUAAAUCUACUUAAUGGGCCUGUGAUUAGCCCAUGUCUUAUAAAUAUAAAUAUGUAUAUUCGGAUAAUGCAAAUGCCAAAUGCAACAUUGGAUUUCUCCCGCCGUUACAAGCCACCGAACUUGUGCAUAACAUGAGAAAACAAAAACACAAAAGUUGAACUCA